GGAGAGAAAGACAGAGGAAUAAUAUAAGUAGAGCAAUCGAUCAAUAUGGAAAAAGUAUUGUGUGGCCUGAGGAUAAAGAGAGUGGGCAUCCACAAUCAGAUAAAAAGAUCCUUCUCUGCGGUUCCCUUCUCUGUGAAUACCAUUCUAGGGUUUCUGAUCUAGUUUCCAUAUUUGGAUUCCUUCCAAUCCAACACCGCUGUGUCCUUGCUGCUCAUUUUUAAGAACUUCAUUGGGGUUUUUAAAGUAAUCCCUCUCCUGGGGUUUCUUUGCAAAAUCUGUCAUCUCUCUAGUGUUGGAGCACUUCUUCAAUCCUUCUCGGGGUGCAGUGGUGGACGAUGAUUUAGGCAAAGCUAGGACAUGGUGAGAGGGAAGAUUGAGAUGAAAAGAAUUGAGAAUAACUCAAGCCGGCAAGUGACCUUCUCGAAACGUCGAAAGGGGUUGUUAAAGAAAGCUUAUGAGCUUUCGGUUCUUUGCGAUGCUGAAGUUGCAGUCAUCAUCUUCUCGCAAAAAGCCAAGAUCUAUGAGUUCGCCAGCUCUGACAUGCAACGGACCAUAAAUCGAUAUCAUAAACAUGAAAAUGGAUCAGGGCAAACCAACAAGGUUGAAGUGGAACAAUAUGUGCAGCACUUGAAGCAUGAAUCAGCUAUUAUGGCCAAGAAGAUAGAGAUCCUAGAAGCUUCCCAGCGGAAGCUUUUGGGAAAUGAUCUGGAUUCUUGCCCUGUUGAAGAACUCCAAGAGAUCAGUAGCCAGCUGGAGCGAAGCUUACGCAGCAUAAGAGAGAGAAGGGGUCAAUUAUACAUGGAGCAGAUGGAACAACAUAAGGCAAGGGAGAGGUUCCUGUUACAAGAGAAUGCACGGUUACGUGAAGAGUGUCGUGCGAAGCCGCGGAUGGAGUUUUCACCCCAAGAAAAAAGAGCUUCUGCGUCUGUAAGCUAUGAAAAAGCAGGAGCUCCUGCUUCUGCUCCUAUAAACUACUGGAGCCAAAGUAGCAUGAGUUCUGAGGUGGAGACCGAUUUGCUCAUUGGACAGCCAAUAGUGCGCGCUGUUGAUCGCAUCGCAGCCUGAAGUCAACAUACAUCAGAUAAAUAAUAAUGCUUGUCAAUCAUAUUUGGUAGGCCGUGCUCUCAGAUUAAUAAUACUAGUAAGGUCAAGCAAUAAAAGAUCAAGGGAAGUUAUAAUUUCCUAUGAUUUUUGACCCAGUUGUAUAAUUUUAUAUAUGCAUAAUGCGUCAGGUUGUAGCACCAUAUUAUUUACUACCAAUGUAUGAGUAAUGGUUGUGGAGAGC
Pyrus x bretschneideri (Chinese white pear) is the source of this 1285-nucleotide messenger RNA. Its product is annotated as MADS-box protein AGL42. Gene Ontology annotation, biological process: positive regulation of transcription by RNA polymerase II. Gene Ontology annotation, cellular component: nucleus. The coding region runs from base 358 to 1065 and encodes 235 amino acids. Lineage: Eukaryota; Viridiplantae; Streptophyta; Magnoliopsida; Rosales; Rosaceae. The record is from RefSeq and is a predicted model, not a curated record. Gene Ontology annotation, molecular function: RNA polymerase II cis-regulatory region sequence-specific DNA binding; protein dimerization activity; DNA-binding transcription factor activity, RNA polymerase II-specific. The transcript is spliced from 9 exons.